Messenger RNA from Sceloporus undulatus (fence lizard), 970 nucleotides. RefSeq names its product secreted frizzled-related protein 5-like. Bases 40 to 789 code for a protein of 249 amino acids. The record is from RefSeq and is a predicted model, not a curated record. The transcript is spliced from 4 exons. Gene Ontology annotation, biological process: non-canonical Wnt signaling pathway; canonical Wnt signaling pathway; negative regulation of canonical Wnt signaling pathway. Gene Ontology annotation, molecular function: Wnt-protein binding. NCBI's taxonomy places the organism in Eukaryota, Metazoa, Chordata, Lepidosauria, Squamata, Phrynosomatidae.
CGAAGAAGCUCUUCCAGAUGCACCCACAUUCCAAGAAGCAUGGCUUUGUGUUACGACAUUGGGUACACUGAGAUGAGACUCCCCAACCUGCUGGACCAUGAGACCAUGGCUGAAGCAAUCCAGCAGUCUACUAGCUGGCUGCCCUUGCUAGCCAGAGAGUGCCAUCCAGAUGCAAGGAUCUUCCUCUGCUCCCUCUUUGCCCCGAUCUGCCUGGACAGGCUCAUCUAUCCCUGCCGCAGCCUGUGUGAAGCUGUCAGGAGCAGCUGUGCUCCAGUCAUGGCUUGCUAUGGCUAUCCUUGGCCUGAAAUCCUGAACUGUAACAAAUUUCCUGAAGACCAUGAGCUGUGCAUCGCCUCUAUCACAGAUGAAACCACCUCAAGCAAGAGAAUGCCCCGAGCCAGCUGCAGGGACUGUGAACUUGAAGAACCCAGCUCUGCCAAGGAAAUCCUGGAAAACCUUUGCACCUGUGAUUUUGCUGUGAAGAUAAGAAUUUCUAGGAAGAACAAGACCUCCACUAUUGCUGACUUUGAGCUUGAUUCUAAACUGGAAGUACUGAAGCAUGGCCCUCUCCUCAAGACUGAAACUCAUUCCAAACUCCAGCAGUGGCUCAACCUAGAUGCUACCUGUGUGCACAACAUUAUGAGAGGCACAAACUCAGGGGUAUACGUAAUCAGCGGUGAAAUGCAGAAUGGCAAAAUUGUGGUGCACAAAGCCUAUGCAUGGCACAAGAAGAACCGAAAUCUACAGACUGCUGCGCGGCGAUGGAAACAUUACAAGUGCAAGGUCUGAACUGCUUUAGACCCCUAGUAUUAAAUCUAAUCCCAGUGAUAGAAAACUGCUCCCCUACAGUUACCUAGAACUGUUUGGAUUUGUUUGUUUUUUAAUCCAAAACCUGAGGCAAACAACUGUAUAUAAUGUAUACUUGCUGUAGGGUUAAAAAAAGAAAAGAAAUGAAAGCAGACAGACUCAG